Molecule: messenger RNA, 2911 nt
Organism: Poecilia latipinna (sailfin molly)
Lineage: Eukaryota; Metazoa; Chordata; Actinopteri; Cyprinodontiformes; Poeciliidae
Product: G-protein coupled receptor family C group 6 member A-like
Exons: 7
Coding region: 69-2765 (898 amino acids)
Biological process (GO): G protein-coupled receptor signaling pathway
Cellular component (GO): plasma membrane
Molecular function (GO): G protein-coupled receptor activity
Source: RefSeq, a predicted model, not a curated record
GGUCGCCACAUCAGAGAGACACAGUCUCUGAUUUCUUCUUGGAGAAAGUUUAAGCAGAAGGAAAGAAGAUGAAACUAUUUUUUAGCUUUUGGGGCCUUUUGUCUGUUUUAUCACUUCAGUUUUUCUGUUGUGAACCCAAUCAGGAAGCCAAAUCUCCAGGAGACAUUAUGAUUGGAGGAUUGUUCCCAAUACACGAGAGCGUCAGCAAAACAGGACAGUGUGACAGGUUCAGCGUGGCCCGCCUGGCCCAGUCUCUGAUGAUGGUGCAUGCGGUGGAGGAGAUAAACCGCAGCGGGGAGCUGGGGAACAUCACUCUGGGUUUCCACAUCAUGGACUCCUGCGCUGACGUCACCACGGCGCUCAGAAACACGCUGUCCUUCAUGAAAAUGAACCCAAACGGAACAGAUUGCCAGCACUCGCCCCGCCCACCGGUGACGGCGGUCAUCGGUGAUUAUUACUCAGAAAUAUCGAUAGCAGUGACUCGGCAUCUGAACCUGGAGCAAAUCCCGCAGAUAAGUUACGGGGCUACAUCGGGUCUCCUCAGCGAUAAAACUCGUUUUCCAAGCUUCCUGAGGACGGUACCGCAGGACGAUCACCAGGCCUUCGCCAUCGUUGAAAUCCUGAAGAAGAACAACUGGACCUGGGUCGGCGUCGUGGCAACAGACGGAGAAUAUGGCCGCUACGCCGUUGAACGCCUCCGACAUCAUGCGGCCAAGAACAGCAUCUGCUUCGCUUACAUCAACUUCCUGCCGGAGUUCCUGGUCGACGUGAGCCUGAACGACUCCAUCGCAGAAACCGUGAAGAACAUCACUGACAGAGAAAAAGUCUCUGUCAUCGUGUCCUUCGCCAAACCCGACCACAUGAAGUCCAUUUUUAACAACCUCCUUGAAAACGACAAGGGCAAACACAAGGUCUGGCUGGCCAGCGACAACUGGUCCCAGGCGGCUGAUUGUCUGGAUAUGAAAACCUGGAGUCUGAACGACGUGGGGACCGUUUUUGGGAUAACGCUCAAAUCCGGAGACACGUCCAAGUUUAAGCGGUUCCUCAGGAAUCUGGAUGAAGACUCAGAUCUGUGCCAGAACAACCCGUUUCUGAGUGACUUUUUAAAAAGAAGCCCAAAGGCGUCUUUCCAGUCAAAGAUCGAAGAGUUGGCCAACAUGUCGUAUCCGUACGCCGCGUUCAGCAUCGAGCUGGCAGUCAGAGCAAUCGCUGCAACUGUUAAAGAUCUCUGCGUCGACAAGCAGUGCAACAUCUCCACAUUACAGCCUGAAACGUUCAGAGACGCUUUGAAAAGCGCAAAAUUCUCCAUGGAGGGGAAAAAAUAUUCCUUCAACGACUACAGCGACGUUGACUCGGGUUACGAUUUAAUCCUGUGGAGGUCAUCUUCACAGAAUACGGUGGAUAUGAGCUAUAGCAUCGGCCGCUUUGACAUAGAAACAAAGAGACUUUACAUCAGCAACGUCAUUGAUCAGAUUACAGGAGUGAGCUCCAAGUGCUCCACAUGUUAUCCAGGCCAAAUGAAGGUCACCAAUAAGGGAUUUCCAGUUUGCUGCUAUGGAUGCAGAAAUUGCUCCAAAAAUGAAUAUUCCAACACCACAGAUUCUGCCCAGUGCUAUAAGUGUGAUGAAAACACUGAAUAUUCGGAUGAAGGCAGCAGCAGCUGUAAGAAAAGACUGGACCUGUUCCUGAAAUGGGGCGAUCCGUAUCACAUCACGCUGCUAGCAUUCACGUCUCUGGGCGCUAUGCUAACGCUAACAGUUGAUGUCAUCUUCCUGGCUCGCUGGAAUACGCCGGUGGUGCGCUCAUCGGUCGGCCCCAUAUGCAUCGUCCUGCUGUUCUCUCUGCUCUGCACGUUUGGAAGCGUGCCGCUGUUUGGCGCCAGACCCAGUGAUGAGAAGUGCCGAGCGAGACAAGUUUUCUUCGGCUUGAGUUUCACUUUGUCAGUUUCCUGCAUCUUGGUGAAGUCGUUUAAAAUUAUCUUGGCCUUUGAGUUUGACCCCGUGACCCAGGAUGUUCUGAAGAAAGUCUACAAGCCCCCUGCUAUAAUCGCACUGUGCAUGGCAGGUCAGGCGGUGGUCUGCACCGUUUGGCUGAGCUAUAAAGCUCCACAGAAAGCAUCAGAGCCUCUGGAUGAAAAACGUCUCUGGUUCUGCAAUGAGAAUUCAUAUCCAGCGUUUGGAGCUAUGCUGGCGUAUAUCGGCCUUUUAGCAAUCCUCGGCUUUGUUCUUGCUUUUAAGGGAAGAAAGUUGCCUCAGUGCUACAAUGAUGCAAAAUUCAUCACCUUCUCCAUGCUGAUCUACUUCAUAGCCUGGAUCAUCUUCGGCCCGGUUUAUAAGAACGUUAAAGGCGAAUACCAUCCAGCCGUGGAAAUGGUCGUCAUUGUCAUCUCCGCCUACGCCAUUUUGUUUUGUCAGUUCUUAAUAAAAUGCUACAUCAUCCUCUUCAAGCAAGAGAAAAACACGGAGGCUGCAUUUCGACAGGAAGUGAGGGAGUUUUCCUACGGCAGCGACAGAGACGUGGAGGGAAACCGUCCGGACGGAGUCCAGAACGCGGCGCUGUCCCUGGAGUCGCUGCCCCUGGAGUCGCUGCCCCUGGAGUCGCUGCCCAGCCCAGAGUCGUUUCAGCCUCUGAGCGACCGGCGCCGGUCCACAAACACCGACACCCAGCCGUUCUUCCCCGUCUCAAACGCUCAGCCUGCCUUACCAUCCAGCGUCCUCAGCUUAAGAAAGAAACCGCUGCAGAGAUUUUCAAGCUUGCCAACAUAAACACAGAGUUGAUUCAUAGAAACACUGUAAAAAAUUAUGAGCUGCAGUCAAAAAUGCUCUGCAGAAAUGCCAAAUAACAUUUUUCACAAUUGUAAUUAGACACAUUAGUCAUUGUUCUUAUGUAAAUUACUUAUCCUAUUUUUCUA